CCCUGUGCCAACAAUCUCUUGGAGGAAAGUUAAUGGUCAUAAUCCAAGUAAAGCCCGCCUGAGAAAAUCCCAAGCUGUACUUGAAAUACCUAAUGUGCAGCUAGAGGACGCAGGAAUGUACGAAUGCAAGGCUGAAAACUCUCGUGGAAGAAAUGUCUUCAGAGGACAACUGCAAGUGUACACCUACCCACACUGGGUGGAGAAACUUAAUGAUACUCAGUUAGACAGUGGAGAUCAGCUCCGAUGGGAAUGUAAAGCCACUGGAAAGCCAAGACCCACAUAUCGUUGGCUGAAAAAUGGAGCUCCUCUCUGGCCACAG
Molecule: messenger RNA, 319 nt
Organism: Leptosomus discolor (cuckoo roller)
Lineage: Eukaryota; Metazoa; Chordata; Aves; Leptosomiformes; Leptosomidae
Source: RefSeq, a predicted model, not a curated record